This is a messenger RNA of Penicillium samsonianum, 802 nucleotides long. RefSeq lists its product as uncharacterized. The record is from RefSeq and is a predicted model, not a curated record. NCBI's taxonomy places the organism in Eukaryota, Fungi, Ascomycota, Eurotiomycetes, Eurotiales, Aspergillaceae. The transcript is spliced from 2 exons. The coding region runs from base 237 to 668 and encodes 143 amino acids.
CGAGCGGCAUGUGUAUACCGUUUUUGGCCUAAUUCAACAACGUUGUAUGCCGUCACGUAUAUUCACUACGUUAGGGGGCUUCGUUUUUGUUCCCUCAACGAAAAAUUUGAAAUAUUUAAAGGGCAGUUAUCCCUCCCUUUCAACAUUUUAUCAUCACCAAGUCGCAUUCUACCAAGAAUAUCUUAUACAAUCCCUAUAUCCCAACUCUACCACUCAACAACACCCCGCCAUCCACAAUGAAGUUUUCUCUCACUUCUCUUUGCGCCUUGACAAGCGUGCUGUCUCUCGGCACUGCGUCUGCGCAACCUCUUGAAAAAAGAAACAGCGUUACCCUCACAGCCUAUUACGACAAUCAAAUUGUUGUAGGUGGUGGAGGUCCUGGACAGGCCCCUUCCAGCCAGACGCGGACCUGGUUCGGCAUCAGCGUUGAUGGUGAAAAGGAAAGGUCGAUCAAGGCAAAUAGUAUCUCCAUGCAAUGGCAGGUCAUCCCAUCUUCCAAGACCAAAACGCCUAUGGAUAUAAGCUACAAGGCGAAUUUCAUGGUUGGCAGCUUCAAGGGUUGCACCGCCAGCUACAAUGGGAAGGAGACUCGUGGCACUCCCCAAAAGGGAGAUGGUCACAAUCUCGGGCAGACCUCUGCUAAAUGCGUUAUGAAAUUCAACCUCUAACGCAGAUUAUGCCCUGGGAAGUGUUGAUAUCUGUCACUAGAUCACAUUACUCCCCAUAUGCAUGGAUAGUUUAUUCUCUUCCUUCCUGUCUCAUAGUUAACCCAUACAAUAUCAUCGUAUUGUACUGUCUGAUA